Messenger RNA from Drosophila obscura, 2885 nucleotides. RefSeq names its product protein brown. Gene Ontology annotation, molecular function: ATP binding; ATP hydrolysis activity; ABC-type transporter activity. NCBI's taxonomy places the organism in Eukaryota, Metazoa, Arthropoda, Insecta, Diptera, Drosophilidae. The transcript has 7 exons. Gene Ontology annotation, cellular component: plasma membrane. The coding region runs from base 469 to 2481 and encodes 670 amino acids. The record is from RefSeq and is a predicted model, not a curated record.
GCCAUGUGUUCCGUUAUGAGGGCGGUUUGGUUUUGGACUGGUUUUGGGGCCAUAUAUGCUGGGGGUAGAAAACGUUGUAGCCGGCAUAGACAUUGCCCAGUUGCCGCUUAGUCUUCGACGCGAACAGUUGUAUGUGAUCUCCAUCCGUACCAGCUCGGAACUCUCUCUCUCUUGGUGCCGUGAUUUACAGACAGAUUUAAGGUUUCUCCCCCGCGAAUGAAAGAUUGAAGGUGUGACCGCGUACCCGCCGACAGAUAUGCAAAUACAUUGUGUGCUACAGUUCCUGACAUAAGAUAAGAUAAAGUGCUGGCUGCCAUUCCAUUCCAUCCUCGAGCGAGCGAUAAGCCUGGCCGGGAUUAGUGAAUGCUGGAUGCAGCAGACAAGUCAAAUAUAAAUAUACAAAGAGCCCAAUUCGAAACGAAACGAGACCCAUUCUUAUCCGUCCAUUGAACUCUGCUGGCUGUUUGAAUGAACGUGUCGGAGCCACAGCAGCCGCAGGGCCCGUCCCUGUGCCUGGAGUGGAAGCAUCUCAACUACUAUGUGCCCGCCCAGGAGCAGAGCAACUACAGCUUCUGGAACGAGUGCCGCAAGAAGCGCGAGCUGAGGAUACUCCAAGAUGCCAGCGGCCACAUGAAGACCGGCGACCUCAUCGCCAUAUUGGGCGGUUCGGGGGCUGGAAAAACCACAUUGCUGGCGGCAAUUUCCCAACGAUUGCGGGGUAACCUAACCGGGGAUGUGGUUUUGAACGGAAUGGCCAUGGAGCGGAAUCAGAUGACGCGUAUCUCCAGCUUUCUGCCGCAGUUUGAGAUCAAUCUUAAAACCUUUACGGCCUACGAGCAUCUCUACUUUAUGUCGCACUUCAAGAUGCAUCGUCGCACCACCAAGGCGGAAAAGCGCCAGCGUGUGGUGGAUUUAUUGCUGGCUGUGGGCCUCAGGGACUCCGCCCACACCCGAAUCCAAGAGCUGUCCGGGGGGGAGCGGAAGCGCCUCAGCCUGGCCGAGGAGCUUAUCACGGAUCCCAUCUUUUUGUUCUGCGACGAACCCACUACGGGCCUGGACAGCUUCAGUGCCUACUCGGUGAUCAAGACGCUGCGCCAUCUGUGCACCCGGCGGCGCAUAACCAAGCACUCGCUGAGCCAGGUAUACGGCGAGGACUCCUUCGAAACGCCCAGUGGCGAGAGCAGCGGCUGCAGCUCCAUCGAAAUGGAGAUUGUGGCCAAAUCGCAUGAGAGCCUGCUGAAGGGUAUGCGGGAUCUGCCCACGCUGAGCCUGCUCAACAGCAGCCCGAACGGGACGCACAAGAAGGCGGCCAUUUGCUCCAUCCACCAGCCCACGUCGGACAUCUUUGAGCUGUUCACCCACAUUAUCCUGAUGGAUGGCGGACGAAUUGUCUACCAGGGCCGAACCGAACAGGCAGCCAAGUUCUUUACAGAUCUGGGCUAUGAGCUCCCGCUGAACUGCAAUCCUGCCGACUUCUAUCUUAAGACGCUGGCGGACAAUGAGGGGGCGAAGAAUGCGGGCGCCAUACUGCGAGCUAGGUACGAGCACGAUACGGAUGGACUCUACAGCGGCAGUUGGCUGCUGGCCCGCAGCUACAGCGGCGAUUACCUGAAGCAAAUGCAGAGUUUCAAGAAGAUACGUUGGGCAUACCAGGUCUAUCUGCUGAUGGUUCGCUUCAUGACCGAAGAUCUGCGGAAUAUCAAAAGUGGCCUCAUUGGCUUUGGCUUUUUCAUGAUCACCUCCGUGACGCUCUCGCUGAUGUACUCCGGCAUUGCUGGCUUGACGCAGCGCACCGUGCAGGAUGUGGGGGGCUCCAUAUUCAUGCUGAGCACCGAGAUGAUCUUCACGUUCAGCUAUGGCGUCACCUACAUAUUUCCAGCCGCCCUGCCCAUCAUACGGCGGGAGGUGGGCGAGGGCACCUACAGCCUGUCCGCCUACUAUGUGGCUCUGGUGCUGUCCUUUGUGCCGGUGGCAUUCUUCAAGGGCUACGUCUUCCUGUCGGUUAUCUAUGCCUCCAUCUACUAUACGCGUGGCUUUCUGCUCUACCUGUACAUGGGUCUUCUGAUGAGUCUCUCUGCCGUGGCCGCCGUGGGCUAUGGCGUCUUCCUCUCCAGCCUCUUUGAGUCGGACAAAAUGGCAUCGGAGUGUGCGGCGCCAUUCGAUUUGAUCUUCCUGCUAUUCGGUGGCACCUAUAUGAAUGUGGACACGUGGCCGGGGGUCAAGUACUUGUCGCUCUUCUUCUACUCCAAUGAGGCGCUGAUGUACAAGUUCUGGAUUGACAUUGACACCAUUGAUUGCCCCGUCAACGAGGAUCAUCCGUGCGUAAAGAGCGGAAUGGAAGUGCUACAGCAGGCCUCCUAUCGCACCGCCGACUACACCUACUGGCUGGACUGUUUCAGUCUCCUGCUGGUGGCCGUGGUCUUUCACAUCGUCUCGUUCGGCCUCGUGCGGCGCUACAUCCAUCGCAGUGGUUACUAUUGAUUGAUUGAUCGUGGGGGACUUUUUAUUUAUCCAAUUUCAUUUUAAAUCUUUACAAUCAUUGACUCGGCACUUCAUUUUUGAGGCUGAGCUGGUUAAAAUUUGUAUAAUUUAAGCACAAACUGCUGAUGGGUUUACUUUACGUACGUAUCUAAGCCUAAAACUUCGGAGGAAAAUAUUGCAUGGAUCGAGGAGCGAGGGUCGCCUAAAAUAAAUCCCAUAAUUGUGUCGUUAAUCUUAGUUGAAUUUGUAACUAAUUUGUGAACAAGAAACGAGUUCCGGGCGAGCCUAGUGGUGGGCUGGAUGCGAUCUAAAAGACGCAUAUAUAGGAUACAUUUUACAAUCAAUUCAAAGGGUUGUCUGCCUGCCAUUCAUGAUGCACUUGCAAUUAAAUAAAUUAAGCUAAA